UAGCACCAGUUCCACCAGGGUGACGACGAUGACAGCGGCAACGAGGGGACAUGGGGAGGGAUGAGCGAGAAUGAACGCCACUCAUGGGACUCGUACAGCUCCGGCGAGCUUACCACCUUUGCCUCAAAGGCGGUGGUAUCGUACGUGGUUCCGAGGCUGCGAAAUAUCUCUGGGGAAUCAACUCGUGGACUUGGGGGAAAAUGUUCGCAUGUGCGUCAGUGCCGUAGUGAUCGAAUUUGUGGAAUGAGUGAUGGGAGGAUCAUGCCACCAGCAACGAUGUGUGGUAUGGUUCACGAACCUCGGCCGGUGCCUGUGAAUCUCAUUCGAUCGCGACUGUCUCCUCCCACCCCUGCCAUACGCAGAAGGCGCCCACUAGGAAUAGCCGGCGACUGUGAUCGCACCCUGCGAUGUCGCUUCUCGUACUCUCUGCUCAGGAUGUGGACACGAUCACUGCCGCCUUGCCGUCUGCAGAGCUCGAGGCCCUCAUGGCUUCCGUAUUUCAUCGCCUCUCGUCAGGAUCGCACUAUGCAUCGCCGCAAAGGACAAGCAUUGCCAUGUCCCAUCACACGGCUCUGUUUAUGCCCUCACGGAUUAAAGACAUCGGAACUGCGAUCAAAGUCGUUUCUGUACCUACGUCUGCCGACGAUAAGCGUGGUUUGCCUGCUUCGACCAUUCUCCUGGACGAGGAAUCUGGGCGUGUGGAGGCGAUCGUCAACGCGAGUGCGCUGACAGCCUUGAGGACUGCCGCCGGCUCUGUCCUCGCAACACGCUUGCUCCUCUCCGAACCGCCUAGCUCGUUGGUCGCCUUCGGCGCUGGGAAGCAGAUCGAGGCCCAUGUGGAUCUUCAUAUCCGCGCAUUUCCAUCCCUCAAGCGAUGUACCAUCGUCAAUCGUUCGAUGAAUGCACGUUUGGAAAACCUGUUGUCUGUAUUGCGUCAAUCUCACCCUCUCGUCUCACUCGAAGGACUUGUGCUGGACGAUACGACCAACGUCCGAAGUGCCGUAGGUCAUGCGCAUGUGAUCUGCACGGCAACAUCAACCACCCAACCACUUUUCCCCUCUGAGUGGGUCUCGCCUGGAACGCACCUAAAUCUUGUGGGGAGCUUCAAUCCGAGCAUGGUCGAAGUAGACUGUGGUCUCAUAAGCCGGGCAGAGAUGAUCGUCGUGGAUUCAAUCGAAGCAUGUAGGAUCGAAGCUGGAGAACUCAUCACUGCCGGUCUGAAUGCUGGAGAUAUGAUCGAGAUUGGACGGUUGGUGGAGAAACGGGAUUAUAAAGACGGGCUGGAAGAGAUUCAAAUGAGGAAGGGUGACGUGACGGUGUUCAAGUCGGUAGGCAUUGGGUUACAGGAUGUUGCUAUUGCGAGGUAUGUGGUGUCCAAGGCGGAGAACUUGGGGAUUGGGACGACUGUGGUGGAUUUCCACACGGGAAGGUGACUUAGGCUCGAUUGCUUCAACCUGGUUUCCAGAUAGUUCAGGAUGAUUCGAAGAUGUAGUCUUCAUAUUGCCAGGAUGGUAUUCGAAGUUGGGAUGGGCCAGCACGCCUCUAAUACCUCUCGCAUGACCUGGAUGUGAAGGUGAGUUCCCAUCGAGUGACCAUUGCGCUCAGAAAUUGUUAGGAUGCCAAACUCAAACUUACCGGCGAGUACACCGAGUACUAUUGGUGACACUGGGUCUCCCAACCUCAAAGCCUGCAUACGCGAACGCAUCGGCAUUUACGCUCCGAGCCCUAGAAAUGAUCCGUAGUAAGGUCAUUUCUUUCUAAACCUCUGCUUCUCGUGUCUUCUCGGUGUCAAGCUG
Messenger RNA from Pisolithus orientalis, 1796 nucleotides. RefSeq names its product NAD-binding protein. The transcript is spliced from 2 exons. NCBI's taxonomy places the organism in Eukaryota, Fungi, Basidiomycota, Agaricomycetes, Boletales, Pisolithaceae. Gene Ontology annotation, cellular component: cytoplasm. Bases 408 to 1433 code for a protein of 341 amino acids. The record is from RefSeq and is a predicted model, not a curated record.